CUUCUUCCUCCCCAUCCCCUUCUCUCUCCUCAAUUCUCUCCUAUCAGACAGAGAACACUGCAGCCAUGGCCUCUUUAAUGAUCCAGAUCCACGAGGCGGCGAAUCCCUCGCCCGAUCCGUCCCUGCUUCCUGAAUAUGUCCUUGAUCUCGGGGUCAAGCCCGCAUACAAAGACUUCCUCCCCAAAGACGAGCACCUCGCUCUGCACAAGUUCCAGGCGCUGUCAAACUACAUUGCCUCGGCUAUGAUCUUCCUCAAGAGCGACACUCUGCUCGAGAACGAGCUCACGACCGACGAUAUCAAGUCGCGUCUUCUCGGUCACUUUGGCACAUGUCCCGGCCUGACCCUCGUCUACUCCCACCUCAACCGUCUGAUCGUCAAGUACGACCUCGACAUGAUCUACGUCGUCGGCCCCGGCCACGGCGCCCCCGCCAUCCUCGCCAAUCUCUGGAUCGAGGACUCUCUCGGCGCCUUCAUUCCCCAGUACUCGGCCGACAAGACCGGCCUGCAGAAACUCAUCAAGUCCUUCUCCUGGCCCGGCGGCUUCCCCUCGCACAUCAACGCCGAGGUUCCUGGCUCGAUCCAUGAGGGUGGUGAGCUUGGAUACUCGCUCGCUGUCGCGUAUGGUGCUAUCAUGGACAAGCCUGACCUCAUUGUUACCUGCAUUGUCGGUGAUGGUGAGUCAGAGUCUGGACCUCUUGCAGCUGCCUGGAAUUCGCACAAAUACAUAGACCCCGCCGAGUCCGGCGCCGUCAUCCCCAUCCUCCACGCCAACGGCUUCAAGAUCUCUGAGCGCACCAUCCCCGGCACAAACGACGACAAGGAGCUGAUCGCGCUCUACUCUGGCUACGGCUACCAGGUCACCAUCGUCGAGGAUCUCACCGACAUCAACGACCAGCUCGCGGCCGCGCUCGAGUGGGCGUUGGCAGAGAUCAAGUCGAUCCAGACUGCUGCUCGCUCGGGCAAGCCGAUCGUCAAGCCCCGCUGGCCUAUGAUUGUGCUCCGCACGCCCAAGGGAUACUCUGGUCCCAAGAUGCUCAACGGCGUGCCGAUCGAGGGCUCGUUCCACUCGCACCAGGUUCCUUUGCCGGAAGCAAAGACCGACAAGGUGCAGUUCGAGCUGCUCAAGGAGUGGUUGUCCUCGUAUGACCACAACUCGCUCCUGACCGAGGCCGGCGAGCCCAUUCCCGAGAUCCUCUCGAUCGUACCCAAGAACCCGGCCAAGCGCAUGGGUCAGCUCAAGGAGACCUACAACGGCUACACCGAGCUCGUGCUUCCGGACUGGAAGCCGCUCGCAAAGGAGAAGGGCACGCAGUACUCGUGCAUGAAGGCGGUGGGCGAGUACCUUGACGUUGCGUUUGUGCAGAACCCCAAGAACCUGCGUCUGUUUUCGCCCGAUGAGCUGGUGUCGAACAAGCUCGACGCCGUCUUCAACCACACCAACCGCGACUUCCAGUGGGAUCCCGAGACGCGCGCCAAGGGCGGCCGUGUGACGGAGAUUUUGUCAGAGCACUGCUGCCAGGGAUGGAUGCAGGGCUACACGCUUACCGGCCGCGUGGGCGUGUUCCCGUCGUACGAGUCCUUCUUGGGCAUCAUCGCGACGAUGAUGGUGCAGUACGCCAAGUUCAUGAAGAUGUCGAAGGAGACCAAGUGGCGCCGCGACAUCGGCUCGCUCAACUACAUCGAGACCUCGACCUGGGCGCGCCAGGAGCACAACGGAUUCUCGCACCAGAACCCGGCGUUCAUCGGGACGGUGAUCAAGGUCAAGUCCGAGGCGGCGCGGAUCUACCUCCCGCCUGACGCGAACUGCUUUUUGUCGACGAUCCGCCACUGUCUCAAGUCGAAGAACUACGUGAACCUGAUGGUGGGCUCGAAAGCGCCCACGCCCGUCUUCCUGAGCGCCGACGAGGCCGAGGCGCAUACCGUUGCGGGAGCGUCGGUGUGGAAGUUUGCGUCGACUGACAACGGCGUCGAUCCGGACGUUGUCCUCGUCGGAAUCGGCAUGGAGGUCACGUUCGAGGUCAUCGCCGCCGCGGCGCUGCUCAAGAAGCACCUUCCCUCGCUGCGCGUCCGCGUCGUGAACGUGACCGACCUGAUGAUCCUGCAGCCCAACGGUGCGCACCCGCACGCGCUCUCGACUCAAGCCUUCGAGUCGCUGUUCACGACCGACAAGCCGAUCCACUUCAACUACCACGGCUACCCCACCGAGCUCAAGGGUCUGAUGUUUGGCCACCCGAACCUCGACCGCGUGACCGUGUCCGGCUACGACGAGGAAGGCACGACGACCACCCCGCUCUCGAUGAUGGUCCUCAACUCGACCGAUCGCUGGAGCGUGGCGUGUAAGGCUGUUGAGGGCGCGGCGAAGUCGAAUGCGGGCGUCGCGGUCGAUAGUCAUGUUAUUAUCUCGUAUCUGAAGCACUUGCGGGCGAAGCAUCAGGAGUACGUCAAGUUGUACGGUAAGGAUCCGGAUGGGUUGUAUGAUACUCCUGAGUUCUAGAGCGGAUAAGUGAAAAUGUGAGGUGAAUUAUACUCUAUAUUAUAUAUAUAUUGCUUGUGUUACUGUAUUUGGUAGUUUUCUGUGCUCCUUCCUUGAAUCUAUAUUUUAUCUCAAUCUACAG
Molecule: messenger RNA, 2616 nt
Organism: Myxozyma melibiosi
Lineage: Eukaryota; Fungi; Ascomycota; Lipomycetes; Lipomycetales; Lipomycetaceae
Product: phosphoketolase
Exons: 3
Coding region: 66-2495 (809 amino acids)
Biological process (GO): carbohydrate metabolic process
Molecular function (GO): aldehyde-lyase activity
Source: RefSeq, a predicted model, not a curated record